This is a messenger RNA of Suillus subalutaceus, 405 nucleotides long. RefSeq lists its product as uncharacterized. Lineage: Eukaryota; Fungi; Basidiomycota; Agaricomycetes; Boletales; Suillaceae. The transcript has a single exon. The record is from RefSeq and is a predicted model, not a curated record. The annotation marks the transcript as partial.
GAUGAUGAACCCCGUCACGACAUCCCUUAUGAUAACCCUUCCCACACACGACCUAUCACCAAUGCCCUAUGGCUUCCAAGAAAUCCGCUAGGUCUUCUGGACCUCAAUGACACUGUUGAUGUAGGUCACUGGUUUGGUCCUGGCUCUUCUGCACCCCCCGUGUUUCAGCUCCCUAGCUCAGUGCCUGGCGAUGAACGACCGUCUAUCCUUGUGACUAGGCAAUACAGCGGCAGUGAAGAUAUUGAUCUUCCUGAAGGCAUCAAGUCCCGCAUCGUUACUAUUGAUCAAGAGGUUGAUGUGGAGUCCACAAGACCACGCCGUCCAUCCUUGUUCUCUCGAUGUCGCUCGGGUAGUAAUGUUAGCAUGAAAAGUGGCGACCGCGCAUAUCGAGGUCUUCCAGGUUGA